UUUUUUAAAUCCCUUGGACCAACCUUACCUGCAACAAGAUGGGUUUCCAAUCUCUUAUCUUCCUCUUCAUGUUGGUACUUCUUUCUCAAUUCAAUCUCUCCUCCCAAGCCAGAGAUGGUAAUAAUCAGUCUCAUUUCUUCACUCUCAUGAAGCAAUCACUCUCUGGUAAAUCUUUGUCUCGUUGGGCCCUCCAAGCUCCUUUCUGCAACUAUGCUGGAGUCAAUUGCAAUGAUCAUGGAGAUGUUGUGUCUAUUGAUGUGUCUGGGUGGUCACUAACUGGUCAUUUUCCUCCCAACAUCUGCUCUUAUCUUCCACAUCUUCGUGUUCUCCGGCUUGGUCCAAACAAGUUCCAUGGCUACUUUCCAUCUACCAUCAUCAAUUGCUCUGUUUUAGAAGAGCUUAAUAUUACUGGCUCAUCUCUCACUGGAUCACUACCAGAUUUCUCACCUCUGUCUUCUCUCCGAGUUCUUGAUCUUUCAUACAACUCUUUCACUGGGCAAUUCCCCAUCUCUUUUACCAACCUCACCAAUCUAGAAAUUCUGAAUUUCAACGAGAAUGGCGAUUUUGCCCCGUGGCAAUUACCUGAGGAGAUAUCUCAGCUGACAAAGCUCAAAUCAAUGAUCUUGACAACAGCUAUGGUGCAUGGAAAGAUUCCAGCAACAAUUGGGAAUAUGACUUCACUUGUUGACCUUGAAUUGAGUGGUAAUUUCCUUGUGGGUCAGAUUCCUUUGGAGAUUGGAAAGCUCAGGAACUUGCAGCAGCUCGAGCUCUACUAUAAUCAGCUCGUCGGCGAAAUACCAUAUGAGCUUGGAAAUCUUACACAGCUCAUUGAUUUAGACAUGUCUGUCAAUCAAUUGAGUGGAAGGAUUCCAGAGUCUCUCUUUAAGCUUCCGAAUCUUCAAGUACUGCAACUAUACAACAACACCCUCACCGGAGAAAUUCCAAGCAUGAUUGGGAAUUCCACCACAUUGAGGAUAUUAUCUCUCUAUGAUAAUCACUUGACCGGGACAGUGCCCUUGAAUCUUGGGGCUUCAUCUGAUUUAGUAGGUUUGGACUUGUCAGAGAACAGCUUAUCAGGGGAGUUGCCACCAGAGGUUUGCAAGGGAGGUAAAUUGGUGUACUUUCUUGUAUUGCAAAAUCAGUUUUCUGGUCAGUUGCCUGAGACUUAUCAGAAUUGUAAGUCUCUUCUUCGGUUUCGGGUUAGUUUAAACAGUCUGCAAGGAUCAAUUCCUGAGGGGCUUCUGGGUCUUCCUCAUGUAUCAAUCAUUGAUUUAGCUUUCAAUAAAUUUGAAGGUCCAAUUUCAAGAACAAUUGGAAAUGCUAAGAACUUAUCAGAGCUGUUCAUACAGCAGAACAGGAUUUCAGGUCUCAUACCACCAGAAAUCUCUCAAGCUGUUAAUCUGGUGAAGAUUGAUCUCAGCAAAAAUCUCUUAUCUGGACCUAUUCCUCCUGAAAUUGGAAACCUCAGGAAGCUGAACCUAUUACUUAUGCAAGGUAACAGGAUAAAUUCAUCAAUUCCUGCAUCACUUUCUUACUUGAAAUCUCUAAAUGUUCUUGAUCUCUCCAACAAUCAACUGACAGGGGUUAUCCCAGAUAGCCUUUGUGAAUUGCUUCCUAAUUCCAUCGAUUUUUCGAACAAUCACCUCUCAGGUCCAGUUCCUCCCUCACUGAUCAAGGGAGGUUUAGUAGAAAGCCUUUCAGGCAAUCCAGGUCUCUGUGUUUCUGUCUAUCCUAAUUUAUCUGAUACAAAGUUCCCUGCUUGUCCACAAAUUUACAUCAGAAAGAAGAUGAAUUGUAUCUGGGAAAUUGGGAUUUCAAUAGUAGUUGUAACCAUUGGAGGUAUCCUGCUUCUUAAACGUUGGUGUAGCAGAGAGAGAGUAGUGAUGGAACAGGAAGAUGAAAUGGUGUCUUUGUCCUCCUUCUCACACGUCCAAAACUUCCAUAAGGUCAGCUUCGACCAGCGUGAGAUCAUUGAGGCCCUGGUAGACAAGAACAUUGUCGGAAAUGGAGGAUCUGGGACUGUUUAUAGGAUCCAGUUGAACAAUGGAGAAGCUGUUGCAGUGAAGAAAUUGUGGAGUCAAAAGACAAAGGACCUUUCAACAGAGGAUGAUCAAUUGGUACUAGAUAGAGGGCUAAAGACAGAGGUAGAGACACUGGGGAGCAUCAGGCACAAGAACAUUGUCAAGCUUUACUGUUACUUUUCCAGUUCAGAUUUGAAUCUUCUGGUUUAUGAAUACAUGCCAAAUGGGAACCUAUGGGAUGCACUUCACAGAGGAAGAAUUCUACUGGACUGGCCAACCCGACAUCGGAUUGCACUUGGGAUUGCACAAGGUUUAGCUUAUCUUCACCAUGAUCUGAUGCCGCCGAUCAUUCACAGAGACAUCAAAUCAACCAAUAUCCUUCUCAGUGCAGAUUACCAGGCCAAAGUUGCAGAUUUCGGGAUAGCCAAGGUCUUGCAAGCAAGAGGUUCAAAGGAUUCCACUACUACUGUUAUUGCUGGAACUUAUGGGUACCUAGCUCCAGAGUAUGCGUACUCGCCAAGAGCCACAGUCAAGUGUGAUGUCUAUAGCUUUGGGGUAGUGCUCAUGGAACUGAUAACUGGGAAGAAGCCAGUGGAGCCAGAGUUUGGAGAGAACAAGAACCUCAUCUACUGGGUCUCAUGCAAGGUGGAGACCAAGGAAGGAGCAAUGGAGGUCUUAGAUAAGAGAUUAUCAGGUUUAUUCAAGGAUGAGAUGAUGCAAGUGCUCCGAAUUGCCAUUCGUUGUACCUGUAGCGGCCCUGCUCUUCGCCCAACCAUGAAUGAGGUUGUUCAGUCACUGAUUGAAGCAGACCCUUGCAGGUUAGAUUCUUGCAAGUCAUCAGGAAAGAUCAAAGAAUCAUCAAAUGCCAACAAGAUUAAGAACCCAUCUGAGUUCUAACUAAUAGAAGGAACUUGAUGAGGAGUAAGUAAUCAGUAGAAGUAAUAUUGGACUACAGAUGAGUGUGUUCUUCAAAUUAUUGAGAUACUAUUCUUGAAGAACAGCUUUUUACCCUCUCACUGUAUAAACUAAAUAGUACAGCUUACUAAAAGAAAGAAAGCAGCAAAGAGAUUCUGUCUUUCUGCCCUUAUGAAUUUAUUUUUGGUUCUUGUAAUUAUGUGAGAAUUUGGGCCUUAUAACUGCUUCAUAGUAACGCAUAGUAUCUAUAUAUUUCAUAGAUCCAAAAAACAAAAUUCGUAUCUCUUGCUUUUUAUUUGAUGGA
Messenger RNA from Telopea speciosissima, 3240 nucleotides. Its product is annotated as receptor protein-tyrosine kinase CEPR1-like. The record is from RefSeq and is a predicted model, not a curated record. Lineage: Eukaryota; Viridiplantae; Streptophyta; Magnoliopsida; Proteales; Proteaceae. Gene Ontology annotation, cellular component: plasma membrane. Gene Ontology annotation, molecular function: ATP binding; protein binding; protein kinase activity. The coding region runs from base 39 to 2918 and encodes 959 amino acids. The transcript has 2 exons. Gene Ontology annotation, biological process: hormone-mediated signaling pathway; protein phosphorylation.